UUGAAGCCGCUUCCUUUCCUUUUCUUUUGAAGGGAAUGUUGAGAAAGAUUGGAAAUUUUUUUGCCGACGAAUAUUUGGUCUAUUGACAUCAGGUCUUUUGCGUAGGAUUUUCGUUUCGAGUGUCGAGCGUGGUUUCCCGAGUUUGAUCUUCAUCUCGUGCAAGGCGAGGGCACGGUUCGGUGGAAAAUUUUCAAUUAAAUGCUUGUUCAAAUGAUUCUUCAACGACUUGGCGUCAUCGUCUCCCCCGACCCUGGAGUCUUUCUUCUCCAGCGUCAAGCUUAUGCAUGGGAAAAAUCUCUAAAUUGUUCGGCAUUGCUUCUCAUAAACCCAUCAUCGUCUUUCUUUCCCCAAAAUGAACCCCCGAACUGUCUUACUUCUUGUUCUUGUGAGCUUGGUCUCAUCCCAAGCUCAUCAAUGUCGCUCGGACCAGGCAUUGGCUCUUCUCCAGCUCAAGAAUGACUUCUCUUCGAUGAGCAGUUUAAGCCCUGCUUGGAUUCCCGAUACCAACUGCUGCAACUGGGACGGCGUCAUCUGCGACGCAGCGUCGGGUGUAGUCGUCUCCCUUGACCUCAGCAACCAUAACAUCUCAGGUGAAAUCAACUCCUCGCUUUUCGAGCUCACUUCACUUCAAAGGCUUAAUCUCGCCAACAAUGCUUUCUACGGAAGUCCUCUUCCACCCUUAGGCUUUGAGAAGCUUGGUGAUCUCACUUAUCUCAACCUCUCCAACUCCGGGUUUGCCGGACGAGUCCCCAUCGGUAUCUCUCGCCUCAAAAAGCUAGUAUCUUUGGACCUAUCCACCUACCUUUUCGACGGAGGGGAGCUGGACACCCCAGAUCUCGGGGCACUCAUCGGUGGCCUCUCUAACCUCCAGAAGCUGUAUCUAGAUGGGGUUAAUCUAUCCAGCAAUAGCAUGGAUUGGUGUCAAGUUAUCGCCAAAUCUGCUCCUGGGCUUCAAGCUCUCAGUUUGUCUGGUUGUUCGCUUUCGGGACCGAUCCAUGAGUCUUUGUCCAAGCUCCAGAAUUUGUCAGUAAUCCAUCUCGACUUGAAUACUUUGUCUUGCGAGGUGCCUGAAUUUUUUGGAAAUUUCUCUCAUCUGAAUGAACUUAGUCUCAUUGAUUGUGAACUAUAUGGAUUGUUUCCGUAUAGUGUGUUUCUACUGAGGAAUUUAAAAGCUCUUGAUCUGUCCCUCAAUCCAAUGCUCUCAGGGUAUUUGCCAGAAUUCCCUAGAGAGAGUGCUCUGGAGGAGCUGAUCCUUGAGAACACAAAUUUUACAGGUAGUUUGCCGGAAUCUUUGGGAAAUUUGAAGUCUUUGACAAAGCUGGGUCUUGCAAGUUGCCACUUCUCUGGGCCAAUUCCCCUUUCUAUUGCAAAACUCAACCAGUUGGUUCAUUUGGACCUCUCGCUCAAUGGUUUCAGUGGCAAAAUUCCUCCGCAGGUGGGUGGCGAGAGAAUCUCACAAAUCAUUCUGUCCCAUAAUAGCUUUACUGGGGGCAUACCUCAAUCUUUUGGAAGGCUUCAGAGUCUUACAAAUCUUGAUCUGAGGAAUAAUUCACUCAAUGGAUCAAUCCCAGUAACUUUGUUCACCCUCCUGGCAUUGCAAGUGUUGCACCUAAACCUGAAUAAGCUCUCUGGUGAGCUGGAAGAGUUCUACAAUACGUCAUCUUCAUUGGAGACUGUUAAUUUGAGCGACAAUGAACUUCAAGGAGAUAUCCCAAGGUCAAUUACUGAGCUUUCAAAUUUGAAGUAUCUGGCAUUGGCUUCGAACAACUUCAGUGGCACGCUAGAACUAGACCUGAUCGGGCGCAUGAAGAAUCUCUUUCACUUGGAUCUAUCAAGCAACAAGUUGUCCAUAUCAAAUGCUUCUGGUAAUUCUUCUCUCCUCUUUCCCUCCAUUACUACUCUAAAAUUGGUAUCAUGCAACCUGGUCAUGAUCCCUCCUUUCUUGGAACAUAAGCUUCACAUGACCGACCUUGACCUCUCAAACAAUCAAAUUGGUGGUGCUAUACCAAAGUGGAUAUGGAACAUUGGGAAUUCGACUCUCUCUUACUGGAAUCUGCCUUACAACUCUCUCUCUUACUUGAAUCUGUCUUACAACCUUUUCACUUAUGUUGAUGGUCCUCUCCCCAAUGUUUCAAUGAGUCACUCCUCAAUGAUUCUUGAUCUCCAUUCUAACUUGCUUCGAGGUCCGGUUCCUCUCCCCCCACCAAACACUAUAAUUUUGGACUACUCAAACAACUUCUUCACAUCUUUUAUCCCAUCCAACAUUUCUUCCUAUCUCAGCGGCACUCUCUUCUUCUCAUUGUCCAACAAUAGGCUUAUCGGAAAUAUCCCACCAUCCAUUUGUGAUGCACCAUAUCUCCAAAUUCUCGAUCUUUCAGACAACAGCUUUAGUGGUUCAAUUCCAGAAUGUCUCUUGAGAGAAGUUUCUGUUCUACAAGUACUCAAUCUAAAAGGAAACCAGCUUCAAGGCCUUUUACCAAUGAAUGUUAGCUCACAAUGUAGUCUGAGGACGUUAAAUCUCAACGACAACAAGUUGGAAGGUCAAUUGCCUAGAUCAUUGGCUAACUGUGGCAGUAUAGAGGUUCUGGAUCUAGGACACAACAAGUUCGUGGAUUCUUUUCCACAUUGGUUGGGAAAUAUGUCUGCUUUGAAAGCCCUUGUUCUCAGGUCAAAUGAAUUCCACGGCAGGCUUGGGCAUCCUCUCGGAGGGAAUUACACAUUUCCGAAACUACAAAUCUUUGAUAUCUCAUCCAACAACUUCAGUGGCCAUCUGCCACAUGAGUUCUUUGAGAAUCUGAAAGCAAUGAUGAUCGAUCCAAAUCUAUCUGACCUGACCAUUGGUGUUGCGUAUCUUCAGUUCGAUUCCAGUGACCGCUAUCAAAACUCAAUCACAGUGACAUUCAAAGGCUUAGUUUUGACUUUUGUAAAGGCACUGGGAAUUUUGAGAUCUAUUGACUUCUCAAACAAUAGAUUUGAAGGUAGUUUGCCGAAAAGCUUGGGGAACCUUACAUCACUGGUUAUGCUGAACAUAUCACGUAAUAAUUUCACAGGACCAAUUCCAGCAGAGCUUGGGAAGUUGGUUCAAUUAGAAGCAUUAGAUCUCUCCUGCAACCAAUUCUCAGAGGAGAUUCCAGAAUCUUUGGUUUUCCUGCACUUUCUAUCCUUCUUGGACCUUUCAAAUAACAAGCUAGUGGGAAGAAUACCACUGGACAGUCAGUUCUCUACAUUUUCAAAUACUUCUUUUGAGGGUAAUACAGGAUUAUGUGGGAGCCCAUUAUCCAAGCAAUGUGCUGAUUCUAGUCCACCUUCUCCUACUUUUCUAUUCUCCGAGUCUGACCAUGAGCCAAAUUGGCUGUUUAUAUUUGUAGAAUUGGGAUUCAUAGUAGGCUUUAGCCAUAGUGUUUUGGAUCUCUGA
Molecule: messenger RNA, 3415 nt
Organism: Dioscorea cayenensis subsp. rotundata (Guinea yam)
Lineage: Eukaryota; Viridiplantae; Streptophyta; Magnoliopsida; Dioscoreales; Dioscoreaceae
Product: receptor-like protein 7
Exons: 2
Coding region: 353-3415 (1020 amino acids)
Molecular function (GO): protein binding
Source: RefSeq, a predicted model, not a curated record